This is a messenger RNA of Protopolystoma xenopodis, 645 nucleotides long. The record is from the annotation of a GenBank genome assembly. NCBI's taxonomy places the organism in Eukaryota, Metazoa, Platyhelminthes, Monogenea, Polystomatidea, Polystomatidae.
CCGCCACAAACUUACGUAUACUUCUUAGCUUCGCAUUUAUCUCUCGAUUUCCAGGCUGUGUUGGCUGUCAGCUCUGCUUGCAAUUGUCCCACUUGCAGUCGUCUAACUGGCGCUGUCGAUUCAUCCACUCUCCUUCCAGUCGCCGAACCCGAAGUUUCGCCAUCAUCCGAAGAAUCCUUAGAGGCGGGAUCAGAGUUGGGCACAUUACCUCUGGCUGUACGUCGAUGUUCAGCUCGCGGCCGGCUAGUCUGUGGUUCUUGUCAAUGCCAACGGGGUCAUACUGGUGACUUCUGCGAGUGCGAUGCCGCCAGGUGGCCGGAGCACCGGUUGGCCGAUAUGCUGGCCGAGUGCACCCAGCCGGGCGCCAAACAGCCCUGCUCCGGUCGUGGGCGUUGCACUUGCGGCCGUUGUAAAUGUCAGCAGUCUCGAUUUGACGGCCGCUUUUGUGAAUGCGACCGCCAGGGAUGUAAACGUGCUUCGGAUGAUAAUCAGGUCUGCGGAGGACCUCAGCGCGGAGUGUGCAGGUGCGAUGGCAUUUGUGAAUGCAAACCUGGCUACACCGGAGACCGAUGUGAUUGUAUGCAGAGCGAGCGUAACUGUAUAGAUCCUACCGGUCCUGUUGUUGAAUUAAUGGAUUAUUUAUAG